GUGCAAGUAGUGUUCAUAGUUUAUUUAUACUACUAAGGAAAGGCUGAACAGCUUGUCUGAUGACUUAUUAUAUUGGAGAGACAAGAAGAGAGUGAUAGAGAUGACUACUGCUACCAUGUAUGCAAUUCAAAGCAGCUGCUCCUCAUGGAGGGCUUCUUCGUUUUCCCCGAACAUCGAUGUUCGUUCAAGAGCUUCACUCUUAUCUUCCAUCAGUUCAAAGCUGUUCUGGAAAGAACUCAAUCAAACUACAGUUUUGCAUCAUGUUCCCAAGACGAUCAAGGAGGCUUCAGUGAGAUUGCUGGAUAGUUUUGUCUAUUUGGCAUUCGAGUUCCUUGAUCAGACGUUGCUCCCAUCACAGAGUAAUUUUGCUCCAGUGGAAGAGAUUGGAGAGGCUGUUCAGGUGACUGCUGGCUCCAUUGAUGGGAGAAUCCCAGAUGAUUUUCCAGAGGGUGUUUACGUUAGAAAUGGACCUAAUCCCCUGUUUGGAGGUUUAAAAUCAACCAAGUCUAUAUUUGGAAAGUCUAGCCACACUUGGAUAGAAGGAGAAGGCAUGCUUCACGCCUUGUACUUCUCUAAAGACAGUGAUGGAAGAUGGAAGAUUUCCUACAACAACAGACAUGUCGAAACAGAUACUUUCAAACACGAAAAGGAUAGGAAGAAACCAGCAUUUCUUCCUGCUAUAGAAGGGGAUUCUCCAGCUGUCCUGUUAGCUUAUGUACUAAAUUGGUUAAGAUUUGGCUCCGUAAAUAAGUAUCUGAGCAACACCAGUGUUUUUGAGCACUCUGGAAAGUUCUAUUCGGCUGCUGAGAACCACAUACCUCAAGAAAUUGACAUUCUUACAUUAGAAACCAGACGGAAUUGGGAUAUAAACGGAGAUUGGACAAGGCCGUUUACCAGUCACCCCAAGAAAGCUCCAGGUACAGGAGAGCUCGUGAUUAUGGGCAUUUAUCCACAAAAACCUUACUUAGAGCUGGGAAUAGUCUCAGCUGAUGGAAAGAAACUGCUUCAUAGAGUGGAUCUCAAAUUAAACAGAUGUUGCCUUUGCCAUGAAAUAGGGGUUACAAGAAGGUACAAUGUGAUCAUGGAUUUUCCUCUGACCUUGGACAUAAAUCGACUCAUAAGAGGAGGACCGUUAAUAAAAUACAAUAAGAAAGGAUAUGCUAGGAUCGGAAUAAUGCCUCGUUAUGGAGAUGCAGAUUCCGUCCACUGGUUUGAAGUGGAACCAAGUUGUACAUUUCACAUUAUCAAUUGCUAUGAAGAGGAUGAUGAGGUAAUUGUCUUGGCGUGUAGAUCUCGCAAUUCAAUCAUACCAGGGCCUGACUUUGGUUGGAACAAAUUUGAGUGGUAUUCCAAAGGUUUCAAGCAGAUAGGUGCACUCGAAGAAAUUGAUGAAGAAUCAGAAGACGAGUCAUUCCUUUCGCGUGUGUAUGAGUGGAGACUAAAUAUGCUCACCGGAGAGGUGGCAGAGAAGAAUCUCACAGGAGCUGAGUACUCUAUGGAUUUUCCAAUAGCUAAUGAAAAAUACAUUAGCAAGAAAAAUAAGUUUGGCUACACACAGGUAGUCGACUCAGACGCGAGCUCCAUGUCAGGCAUGGCAAAAUAUGGAGGGCUUGCAAAGCUUUAUUUUGAAGAGAUGGAGCUUGAAGAGUUGAUAAAGGUUGAAUAUCACAAGUUUCCAGAGAACACCUUCUGUUCAGGGGCUGCUUUUGUGGCCAAAUCUGGGGGUGUUGAAGAGGAUGAUGGUUGGAUCAUUACAUAUGUGCAUAAUGAAGACAGCAACUUAUCUCAAGUCUAUAUAGUUGAUGCAAAGAAUUUCUCACACGAGCCGGUUGCUAAAAUUACGCUUCCAAGGAGAGUGCCUUAUGGAUUUCAUGGAGCUUUUAUGCCACUACAUCCAUGACGGUAGCCAACCCUGUGAAGCAAUAUGAUGGGUCAAGAAUCAUUUUGAUCCAACCGUUAUGAUGCCCUUCGAUACACUGUACAUAACUUUGUAUGUGAUAUGGAAACCACAUUGUAAAAUGUAUGACUUCUGUUAAAAUACAAGUUAAUAAAGACAAGUUGUAGUACUUGUGUGUAAUAGUAUAAUGGUGAAAGUUAGUCCAACAGCA
This is a messenger RNA of Sesamum indicum (sesame), 2108 nucleotides long. Its product is annotated as carotenoid 9,10(9',10')-cleavage dioxygenase 1-like. NCBI's taxonomy places the organism in Eukaryota, Viridiplantae, Streptophyta, Magnoliopsida, Lamiales, Pedaliaceae. Gene Ontology annotation, biological process: carotene catabolic process. The record is from RefSeq and is a predicted model, not a curated record. Gene Ontology annotation, molecular function: carotenoid dioxygenase activity. Gene Ontology annotation, cellular component: chloroplast stroma.